UUCCGUAGUGCGGACCUUAAAAGCUGAAAUGUUAGGAUGUUUUUUCGCCGAUUUCCAGAUAUUUAGUCCCAUUUCUGAACACUUGCGUAACUUUAUAUUAAAAACUAAAGCUAAAAAUGGACGGUUUACAAAAACACCGUUCACUUUAUAAAGGAACGAACCCGCCAUGGAAGGAAACUUACCGAAAACGCUGUGUGAACAGGUUGCAGAACAGUCGCUCCAGGCUGUUGGAGCAGUACCGUCGGACUGGACUCAGCCCACAGUGCAGCACCUCUGGAGCCUCGGUCAUCAUCCAGGAGGUGAUGGAGGAGGAGUGGAGCGCCCUGCGGUCCGAGGCCCAGGAGAGGGCCUCCCUCUGGGGGUCCGAGGCCCAGGAGAGGGCCUCCUUCUGGGGGUCCGAGGACACGGCACAGGUGUUUGGUGUCAUGGAGCAGUUCGAUGAAGUGUCAGGACUGGAGGACAUCCACCAGGAGCUGCUGUCCCAUGAAAUGUCUAUAAUUGCAGAGUAUGAACAGAACAUUCAGCUGGAGCAGCAGUAUGUGUCGUCUGUAGUGGACGAGAUGGAAGAACUGCAUGUCAUCUGUCCAGUCUGUCACAGAAACAAUCUGAGCUUCAACAGUUCCUUCAUCUCCUGCUGCUGUGGACUGAACAUCUACACCAAGACUGUCACAGUGACCCCUCCGAUUCUCCAGUCUCUUCUUAAGUCCAGUCUGUCUGAACCCUUGGUCCAGUGUUUGGGUCUCUUUUGGGUCUCUAACCCUCUUCUCUUUGUGGUGUCUUCUGUAGACUAUCUCAGUGACCCCUCAGUUCCUCCAGUCUCUUCUUCAGUCCAGUCUGUCUGAACCCUUGGUCCAGUGUUUGGGUCUCCUUUGGGUCUCUAACCCUCUUCUCUUUGUGGUCUCUAACCCUCCUCUCUUUGUGGUGUCUUCUGUAGACUAUCUCAGUGACCCCUCAGUUCCUCCAGUCUCUUCUUCAGUCCAGUCUGUCUGAACACUUGCUCCAGUGUUUGGGUCUCUUUUGGGUCUCUAACCCUCUUCUCUUUGUGGUGUCUUCUGUAGACUAUCUCAGUGACCCCUCAGUUCCUCCAGUCUCUUCUUCAGUCCAGUCUGUCUGAACACUUGCUCCAGUGUUUGGGUCUCUUUUGGCUCUCUUUUAGGUCCCUAACCCUUUUCUCUUUGUGAUCUCUUCUGUAGACUGUCUCAGUGACCCCUCAGUUCCUCCAGUCUCUUCUUCAGUCUGUCUGAACCCUUGGUCCAGUGUUUGGGUCUCUUUUGGGUCUCUAACUCUCCUCUCUUUGUGGUCUCUAACCCUCCUCUCUUUGUGGUGUCUUCUGUAGACAGUCUCAGUGACCCCUCAGUUCCUCCAGUCUCUUCUUCAGUCCAUUGUGUCUGAACACUUGCUCCAGUGUUUGGGUCUCUUUUGGCUCUCUAACCCUCUUGUUGUGGUCUCUAACCCUCUCUUUGUGAUCUCUU
Molecule: messenger RNA, 1472 nt
Organism: Sphaeramia orbicularis (orbiculate cardinalfish)
Lineage: Eukaryota; Metazoa; Chordata; Actinopteri; Kurtiformes; Apogonidae
Product: RPA-interacting protein A-like
Exons: 6
Coding region: 117-842 (241 amino acids)
Biological process (GO): protein import into nucleus
Cellular component (GO): PML body; nucleus
Source: RefSeq, a predicted model, not a curated record